AGUGCUCUGCUGUCCGUGUCUCUGUCAUUGCCCCGCUGCUCCGACCUCCCAGAUUCUAUAUAGCCUGCCUUGGAUUCUUGGCCUGCUUUAGUAUAUAGCAGAUCCAUAUCUUCCUCUCUAACGGGAGCAGAAACGUACGGCUGCUAGCUCUUCUUGGUUUGCAGUUUGCACUUUGCACACAGCUCAAGAAACAGCUAGCUAGUGUGAUAAUCAAUGGCGUUAUCAGCUGCUCCUGCCGGCCAGGCACCGCCGCUGGGUAAGCAGCUCAGCUACCAGCUCGCCGCUGCUGUGAGGAGCAUCAACUGGACUUACACCAUUUUCUGGUCCAUGUCCACCAGCCAGCGCCCACCUGGAGUUCUGACGUGGAAGGACGGCUUCUACAACGGCGAGGUAAAGACGAGGAAGAUCAUAAGCUCGACUACCACGGAGGUUACCGCAAACGACCUCAUCCUGCAGAGGAGCGAGCAGCUAAGGGAGCUCUACGAGUCUCUCCUGUCCGGCAAGGCGGACCACCGGGCGAGGCGUCCUGCCGCCUCGCUGUCCCCGGAGGAUCUCGGGGAAGCCGAGUGGUACUACACGCUGAGCAUGACUUACUCAUUCCGGCCUGGUCAAGGGUUGCCAGGCAAGAGCUUUGUGAGCAAUGAACAUGUUUGGUUGUACAAUGCUCAAUACGCAGACACUAAAACUUUCCAGCGCGCUCUCUUAGCAAAGACUGCGCCUAUUCUGACAGUCGUUUGCAUCCCCUUCAUGGGUGGUGUGCUGGAGCUUGGAACGUCGGAUUUGGUGUUGGAGGAUCCAGACAUGGUGAACAGGAUCGGCACAUCUUUCUGGGAGCUACCCUUCCAGGCGUGCUUGGAGUCGGAGGCGCUAAGCUCCAGUCCAUCAACAAACGAAACUAGGAACAGGGAGGUAGAAAUCGUCGUGUUCGAAGACCUUGAUCACAAUGUCGCCAAGGGGUUCAUCUCUGAGCUAGGCGAGGUCGAGAGCAUGUCCGACGCCAACAUCAAUUGCAUCACUGAGGAAGUGGAUGAGUUCUAUGGCCUCAUUGAGGAGUUGGACGUGUGUGCUCUCGAGGACAACUGGGUCAUGGAAAGGUCCUUUGAGUUCAUGUCUUCCUUGGAAAUGGCGCCAGACAUGGACGCACCAAGAAUCGAUGAUAACACCAUCACUUUAAGUAGUUCUGUUAAUGGCUGUCGUCCAUCCUGCUUUACUGUAUGGAAGAGGUCAUCAGACUGGGAAGGCAUGGAUGUGCGAGAUCCCGGGGAGUCACAAAAGUUGCUGAAGAAAGUUUUGGCGGGUGGUGGAUGGACAAUGAGAGCUCAAGAAAGUAACAUCAAGACACAUGUCUUGUCGGAAAGAAGACGCCGGGAGAAGCUCAACGAGAUGUUCCUAGUUCUCAAGUCAUUGGUCCCGUCCAUUAACAAGAUGGACAAAGCAUCCAUCCUCGCAGAGACGAUAACUUAUCUCAAAGAGCUAGAGCAAAGGGUAGAAGAGCUAGAAUCUAGCAGGGCACCAUCAUGGCACCCAAAAGAAGCAACGGGACAGGGGCUCCAUGAUGUUGCCGGAAGGAAGAAGAUCAAACUAUCAACUGGAUGCAAGAGGAAGGCGCCGGAGUCAGAGAGGGAGGAUGACGAUGGCCCAAGCAAUGUUGUCAAUGUGACCAUGAUGGACAAGGAGGUGAUCUUGGAGGUGCAAUGCCGAUGGAAGAAGCUUUUGAUGAAACGAGUGUUCGACGCCAUCAAGAGCCUCCAUUUGGACAUCAUCUCUGUGCACACAUCCACACCGGGUGGCCUUCUUGAUCUCAAGAUACGAGCCACUGACCAGGUCUCAAUCGCACCACCUUCUAAGGUUGCGGCUGGUUCUGCUACUGUGGCACCUGGGAUGAUCACUGAAGCGCUUCAGAAAGCUAUAAGCAACAACUGGCAAAAUUAAUAUCAAAAGCAUGACCAGACACCAGUAGAGCAUGGUAUAGUGUUCAUACACUGAUGGUUAUGUUCUUCAGAUAGGACAAUUGCAUCAGAUAUGACUAUAUCAACAUCAGACGUGAAUGCACUUCAUUUGUACACGAUGACAACAUGCAUAGCAACGGUACAUCCAGUGAGCAAUAUUUCGUGUAGAGUCAGCUGGUACUUUCCCACAAUUGGCAGAGUAUUGGCUUCCCUCACAACCAUUUGGGUGAUAUGCGCCAGCUUUCUCUCUGGCUAAAAAUAAUUAGGACGGCUGCAAAAAAACUUGGAAAAAAGGUA
Messenger RNA from Triticum aestivum (bread wheat), 2246 nucleotides. Its product is annotated as anthocyanin regulatory R-S protein. The record is from RefSeq and is a predicted model, not a curated record. The transcript is spliced from 9 exons. NCBI's taxonomy places the organism in Eukaryota, Viridiplantae, Streptophyta, Magnoliopsida, Poales, Poaceae. The coding region runs from base 214 to 1932 and encodes 572 amino acids. Gene Ontology annotation, molecular function: protein dimerization activity.